Messenger RNA from Trichobilharzia regenti, 1434 nucleotides. The record is from the annotation of a GenBank genome assembly. NCBI's taxonomy places the organism in Eukaryota, Metazoa, Platyhelminthes, Trematoda, Strigeidida, Schistosomatidae.
AUGAAAGAAGAGGCAAAUGUUAAUUCUGGUAGUUCAAUGUAUGGUGUUGAACUGCUGCAUCGUAGUGAAGUGCAUGAUUUAUUAAAAUGUGCGGGAUUAUUUGAAAAAUUAUUGAUACGUACACAAAGUGAAACUGAUAAGUCAUUAUCACGUCCGAAUUCAGGCUUUUCAAAAACACUUGGUAUCAAAUGGGUUACACCUAAAACAUCAGAUGCAAAUUUCUUGCGAUUUGCUGUUGCAACUUAUCGUGUUACAGUAGCUGAUGUUUGUCAUAGAGCAUCUACUUGUUUAUCUCAGUUUGUAUUAAGCGGUCGGUCUGUUGCCUUGGCUCAUCGGAUUGAUUGCCCUUCUCGAGUUCUACCGAAGCAUAUGAAUAUCCUGUCGUCUUGUUCAACAGAUGAAGCUCUUCUACUCACUUGUCAUGGAUCUGUAAUGUAUAUACAUGUUUUAGCUACAAUAUUUCCAAUGUGUCAUCCUCAGAAUAUUCCUUUAAAGCCUGAUCUGAACUUACAAUCAAUGGAUUAUCGUACACAAGCCUUUAUUGAUCAUAUUCUGCGCCCGUCUCGUUUAGCUCCAGCCUCGGCUAGAUUGAAUUAUUCUGUACUUCCAAAAGAAAGAGCUCGUCAACAUAUUGAACGUCAAACAAGAUACUGGCCACUUAUGGAAUCACAAACCUUGUUGGGAAAGAAUAAGUUAGCAGGCCCAAUAUUUGAACACUUACCGAAAGAAUACCUGGAACCGAAUGAAGUAUCUGCUUGUGAAGAAGCUGUAGUGAAUAUUUUAAACUCAAUUAAACAGUAUGUCUGCUUGUCGGAUUCCAAGAAAACCACUACAAAACGAGGUCCUUCUGGCGCUUUGCCUGUAGCACCGACACUACAAGCUGAAGCUAUCGCACUAGCUACUGAAUUCGAUUAUAUUCUCUCCUUGUACAGUGAUAUAUCCACGGAACAUGAACAAAUACGCAAUUUUUGGAUACAAUCAAUAAGUUCAAUGAAAAGUGAUGCAUCUAGUGGAUUAAAUCGUCCCAAUGGAAAUGAUUUCACUGCAUUGAAUCUUACAGAAAUGAUACGUUUAGCCAGAACUGUUGUCUGUGAUCAAAUCGAUGCCAGGGAAUCAAGUAUUAUUCCACCUGCACUGAUUAAAACUAUGAAAAGUUUAACAAUUCUAUGUGAACGUCUUCGUGUACGUACAGAUUCGAAAGGAGUUAAUCAAAUGCAUCAUAGAUUCUCCAGUGACCAGUCACCCAAAGUAAAGGUCGUGAUUGAACCUGCUGAUCGUUCAACAUUCAUCGACUACUUGAAAGCUUCAAAACGUCCACGCACAAAGAUGGAGAAAUUAGACUUUGUCGGUGUACUAACUGCCGAUUCAAAGGGUGUAUGUCAGUUGUAUAAAAAUUUAAAAGAUAAAGAGAAAUCUGUUACUAAUGCUGAUUAG